Messenger RNA from Vespa mandarinia (Asian giant hornet), 4660 nucleotides. It is a transcript of the gene garnet, whose product is annotated as adaptor-related protein complex 3, delta 1 subunit-like garnet. Lineage: Eukaryota; Metazoa; Arthropoda; Insecta; Hymenoptera; Vespidae. The record is from RefSeq and is a predicted model, not a curated record. Gene Ontology annotation, biological process: anterograde synaptic vesicle transport; Golgi to vacuole transport; protein targeting to vacuole. Gene Ontology annotation, cellular component: terminal bouton; AP-3 adaptor complex; membrane coat.
UCGGAUAUUAAAUCAAUCAUAAAUUCAUGCGCACGCUUAUUGUUAACUCCAUGCGUUUAACUGGAAUCUAGUUCGAAAAAAAAAAAAAAAAAAAAAGAAAGAAAAAAAAUAAAGAAAAAAAAAGAAGAAGAAGAAGAAGAAGAAGAAGAAAAAAGAGACAAGAAAGAAAAAAACGUGAAAGAUCCAAUAUAUGCGCUAGUAUAGAAGUUGCAGACUUCUUGAAUAAACACACCGGGUAUGUCAUCUAUUUCUUAACAACUCUUAGGUACAUAUGAUCGGUAUGAUCUUUUAGUAGUCCUCGUAUCUAUCUACCUGUCAAAUGAAGAUGUAAAUGAGAAAGAAUGAGUGUGUGAAGUUUAAAAGACUCUUUUUAACAUACGGUAAUGCAAUCGAUGCAAUUUAUCCGAUUAACUCGGAAAAUUAGGCAAAGGUAGAAAGAAACCUUUCAAGUGAUUGAGAGAGUUCUAGUAUCUAUCGGUUAAAUACAGUUAUGGCUCUUCGUAAAGUAAAAGGAAAUUUCGAACGAAUGUUCGACAAAAAUUUGACGGAUUUAGUGCGUGGCAUUAGAAAUAACAAAGAGAACGAGGCAAAAUAUAUUGCACAAUGUAUAGAAGAAAUCAAACAAGAAUUGCGCCAAGAUAAUAUUGCAGUAAAGGCAAAUGCAGUUGCUAAGUUAACAUAUUUGCAAAUGUUAGGAUAUGACAUUAGUUGGGCUGGAUUUAAUAUAAUUGAGGUCAUGUCAUCUGCCAAAUUCACUUAUAAACGUAUAGGAUAUUUAGCUGGUAGUCAAAGCUUCCAUGCAGAUACAGAGCUUUUGAUGUUGACCACAAACAUGAUACGCAAAGAUUUAAAUAGUCAAAAUCAAUAUGAUGCUGGAUUGGCUCUUAGUGGUUUAUCUUGCUUUAUAAGUCCAGAUCUGGCACGUGAUUUAGUUAAUGACAUAAUGACUUUGUUAACAUCUACAAAGCCAUAUUUACGCAAGAAAGCAGUUUUAAUGAUGUACAAGGUGUUCUUGCGAUUUCCAGAAGCAUUAAGGCCUGCUUUUCCUAGAUUGAAAGAAAAACUUGAAGAUCCAGACAGUGGCGUACAGUCUGCAGCUGUCAAUGUAGUUUGUGAGUUGGCAAGAAAGAAUCCAAAAAAUUAUUUAAGUUUGGCACCUGUUUUUUUCAAAUUAAUGACAACAUCGACUAACAAUUGGAUGCUCAUAAAAAUCAUCAAAUUGUUUGGCGCAUUGACACCUCUAGAACCUAGGCUUGGCAAAAAGCUAAUAGAACCCCUUACCAAUUUGAUACACAGUACAUCUGCUAUGUCUUUGCUGUAUGAGUGCAUCAACACUGUAAUAGCUGUAUUAAUUUCUAUAUCAUCUGGUAUGCCAAAUCAUUCAGAUUCAAUACAACUGUGUGUGCAGAAAUUAAGAAUAUUAAUAGAGGAUUCGGAUCAAAAUUUAAAGUACUUGGGCUUGUUAGCAAUGUCAAAAAUAUUAAGGACACAUCCUAAAAGUGUACAAGCUCAUAAAGAUCUUAUUAUGCAAUGUCUCGAUGACAAAGAUGAAAGUAUAAGAUUGCGUGCCUUGGAUUUAUUAUAUGGAAUGGUAUCAAAAAAGAAUUUAAUGGAAAUAGUUAAAAAAUUAAUGGUGCAUAUGGACAAAGCUGAAGGCACUACAUACAGAGAUGAAUUACUUUCAAAGAUCAUACAAAUCUGUUCUCAAAAUAAUUACCAAUUUAUAACAUAUUUUGAAUGGUACAUAUCUGUAUUGGUGGAACUCACACGAAUGGAAGGCACCAAGCAUGGACCAUUAGUAGCCACUCAAUUACUUGAUGUAGCAAUCCGGGUACAAGCUAUACGUAAAUAUGCAGUUCACCAAUGUGCCUUACUGCUUGAAAAUUCAUAUCUUUUAACUGGUCAACCACGAGCUACUAUGUCUGAAGUUUUAUAUGCAGCUGCUUGGAUAUGUGGAGAAUUUUCUAGUGAACUAGAAGAUCCUUUGGCAACAUUACAAUCAAUGUUGCGAUCACAAGCAUCCAGUUUGCCAGGACAUAUUCAAGCAGUUUAUGUGCAUAAUAUUUUAAAACUUGCUGCAGCAAUAUUAUAUAAAGCAGAGAAAGAAGGUGACAAUGAAACGAUGGAACAAAUUUUUGCAUUGAAAGAUAAAAUAGCGGCAUUUGUGUGCAGUGGUGAUUUAGAGGUUCAAGAGAGAUCUAGUUCUGCAUUGGUUUUAUUUGAAUGCUUGAAAGAAAAUCCUGGCAUGGCUGAAGAAUUAAUGGAAGCCUUUGAAGGUGAACUUAAUCCUGUUGCUCCUAAAGCUCAAAGAAAGGUACCUAUACCUGAUGAUUUAGAUCUAGAUUCGUGGAUCAAUGAUCCACCCUCGGAAAGCUCUGAUUCCGAGGAUAUGGACAUGAACGAAAUCUUUGUGAAAUCAGAGAAGUCUAAUAAUUCUUUCAUGAAACGAGAAACUAACGAACCUACGGUAGAAGAACUUCAAAAGAGAAGAGAGGCUAGAAAAUUGGAACAGCAAAAUAAUCCUCAUUAUUUGAAGGGAUCAUUUAAGAAUUCCACAUCAUAUCAUAAUUCAACAAAUUUUUAUGAAGACUUUGAGAACAUUCCAGUUACUGAAUUAGACAUACCAGUGUCUCUAAAAAUAUCGAAUUAUUCUAAUUCUAGUAAAUAUCACAAUAUGAGUGUGGAUAAUAAUUACAAGAGACAUAAAAAACAUGGCAAGAAAAAGAAAUCGAAAAAAAAUAAACAAUCGGCAUCAGAAGAUGAAAGGGAAGAAGAUUAUCCUACACAAGUUAUAAAUACAGGUAUUGGUGAACUUCCACCAGGGGCAGAAAUAAGUGAUAGCGAUGAUUAUGAUAUGAUCGAUGCAAAUGAUCCACAUCGAGCUUUAAAUAUUGAUUUAGACAUGCCUUUGCGGGAGGACGAAAGAUUACCGGUUUUGGAACACAGAGUAGUAGAGAAUAGUCCAAAUCAGAAAGUUACAGAGGUAAAGACAAUAAAAAAAGAUAAGGGUCAUAGAAAAACAAAAAGAAAGAGUAAAUGUGUUCAAGAAAAACAGGCUGAUAAUCAAAUAAGUAUGACUGAUAUGUGGUUAGAAGAUAAUACUGAAGAAGCAGGUUCUUCCUCUAUUCAAGAUUACGCAGAAGUGAAUAGUAAAAAAAAUGUAGAUAUACGAAAAGAUAAUAAGAGAAAAAAAUCUAAGAGUCAGGAGAAACAUAAAAAAGUGAAGGAAGUCGAUACCAAACAUAAAAAAUCAAAAAAAUCAAAAAGUAAGAAAGAGAAGAAGUCGUCGGAUUAUGAAGAAACAGCUGGUAUAUCUACGCCCUCCAAAGAAAUAUUGCCAGAGUUAAGGAAUGACUUAGUUAUUACUGAAAAUAGUUUGAAUUCUAUUCAACCAUUAAUCGCGUAUGAUGAAUUAUCUAAGAAUAAAACUAUUUCUAUGAUGUAUGAAUUAAAGCAAAUUGCAGAUGACACUAGUAAAAUAAUUGUAUCAAUACUCAUUACUAAUAUAGGUCAAAAGCUCGUAAAAGAAAUAAGGUUCGAUAUUACGGAUACGUCAACAUUGAAAUUAAUGAAAAAUAAUGGCGAUGAAUAUGGAAUGAAAUUGCCAUUCCAACUACCUCCACAAUCCAGUAAAGAAACUCAAUUUACCAUAUUAAUAUCCGAUGUAACGUUCGCUCAAAAAUUGAGAGGGACAUUGACGUAUAUGCUUGAAAAUAUGGAAGGAACAAUACAAGAAAAACUCGACUUUACUAUAAAUUUAUCGUGUAGUAAAUUUAUGGUUGGACAUUUGUCUCAUAAAGAUAUAUUAACGGAGUUGCUUAAAAGUGGUCAACUAGUAUCUAGAAUAAAAAAAGAAAUCGUCCCGUCUCAGGAAUUUAAUGCAGUUUUAAAUACUGUCUGUUGCAAAUGCAAUCUCACACUCGUGGAACAAAUAAAUAAUACCGCAUCUUUGUAUGGUCAUUCAUUGAAAGGACAUCAUGUGUGCCUUUUAUUAAAAUAUAAUAAAUCGACAGGUAAUUUGUUGAUCGAAGGUAAAGGUGACAAUAACUCUCUCCUGUCAGGAAUUGCGGAAGAGAUAUCGAGGCUUCUGACAUAAAAGAAAGUGUACCUAUGUUUAAAAACAAAAAAAAAAUCUGAUGAUUCCUAUCAUUCAUUACAGUCAUAUUCAACAAACCUUUACAUUCAGCGAAGAAAUAUUUUCCAGAAUCUGUUAUGUAUGAGAUAAUGAUUAUAGGAAAUUCGCCUGCUAAUUCAUUAAUCAUUACAUAUUUUUAGAUGGAGUUCUUAUCUAAGCACUGUAUAAUUUAGAUCAUAAAAUUUGUUAAAUAUACAUACAUAUAUAAGAGUUAUACAUAUGUAUACAUAUAUACAUGGAUAAAUACAUACAAUAUACAUGUAUAUGUGGGUUAUCAGGAUUCUAAAAAACAAACGAACAAAAAAAAACAAAAAAAAAAAAAAAGAAAAAAGAAAGAAAAGAAAAAGAAAAAAAAUAGAGAGAGAAACAUUUAUUCACAAAUUAAAAAGACAUCGAUACAAAAAGUAGGGAAUAAUUGAAAUAAAUUUAUAUUAUUUCGGAGUCGCCUACUUUUUGUGCUGCUGCCUCGUUUUAUAGAGUAAAUUUAUUUUAAAAAUUCGAAGAAGAGAAGAAAAGAUUAAGAAA